This is a messenger RNA of Nylanderia fulva, 3225 nucleotides long. The record is from RefSeq and is a predicted model, not a curated record. Lineage: Eukaryota; Metazoa; Arthropoda; Insecta; Hymenoptera; Formicidae.
AUAAGAUGCCUUGUUCUGUAUCGUGCUUAAUUUUAUUAUUAUACAUAUUAAUUAUGUGACAUGUCCGCGUUAUUUUCCGAUCAAAGAUUUUAUUUUUAAUACAAGAGAUCGAUGCUGUUUAUCGGCGAAAGUCUAGUGCACGCAAGAUGAAGAAGUGCUGUAAAGUAUAAUUAUUGCGCGGGCGCGGGUCAAUAAUCCGUGCCACGUUGCUUGGCGACGGUAUUCCUACUCUGAACCUUUGGAACAGCCGGCGCGAAGUGCUCCUCUUCCUUCUUCAGCUGCUCCAGACUCCAGACAGAAGCCGUCCGAUCUUCUGCACGACGCUAUCAGAGACGAAAACGAAGAUCUUGUCUUCCAACUUCGUUGGCUGUGACUCCUCCUGCAGUGCCUUGUCUCCGUUCGCGAAGAGAACUAGCCAGAACUGGAAGUGAUAUGUUGAAGAAGAAGGACGAGUCGAGGGAAAAUAUAUCUACGUUAAACGAUGAAUUACGCAUAGAAACAUCUAUGAAAAACUUGUCAGGAUGUUGGUCAUCAUUGAAACGAUCGUUUAAUAAUAACUUUGAAAGACUAUUCAAUUUUAAAGCAAGCAAUGUGUCAAGUUUUGAAAAAUUUACUCAAUUCCUCUAUCGUCCGACUGAUCCAGCCAGUCUGGGAGUGGCAAGAGCCUUAUUUGGAUUGUGCAUGAUAAUAGACAUCGUCGAGGAGAGAGGAUUUGCAAACAUCGACAUAAAAUGGGGCGAUCCGUGGGACUGUCAUUUCCCAUUGAUCCACGGGAUGAAGACACCGUCACUUCCGUGGAUGAUAGUAAUAUACACGAUAAUGUGGACAGGUGCCUUCGGAAUCGCUCUUGGUCUGCACUUCAAGAUCGCAUGCGCCUGCUUCGUGUUGCCCUACUGGUACAUUUUUCUUCUCGACAAGAGCUAUUGGAACAAUCAUACUUAUCUCUACGGCAUCGUGGCCACUUUAUUUUGGGGAACGGAAGCGAACAAAUAUUUCGCAUUAGAUGCAAAUAACGCGAAACGAAACGGCAAUUCCGUGCCGUACUGGAAUUAUUUCAUUCUGAAAUUUCAAUUUUUCGCUCUUUACUUUUUGGCCGGUUUGAAGAAAUCCGGCAGGGAAUGGCUCGAAGGCUACGCUAUGAUAAAUCUAUCCAGACACUGGGUAUUUGAUCCAUUCAAAAUAGUUUUAACAGCUGAACAGAUUGACUUUCUAAUCGUCCACUGGUUCGCUUUUAUUUUCGAUCUAUCUGUCGGAUUCUGGAUGCUGUUUGAAAGAACACGAAUACCGGCCAUGAUAUUCUGCGCUGCUUUUCACAUAAUGAACUCGAGAUUAUUUAGUAUAGGGAUGUUCCCGUAUGUGUGCCUAGCGACAAUGUCAUUAUUUUGCAGCGCAAACUGGCCACGUAGAUUAAGACUUUACUUUAGCUGGAAGCGAGAGAUUUUGCUGACUGAUGUAAAUUUAAUUGCAAAUAGCAUGAAAGAAACUAAAAGUCAAAUAAAAGAAUCUCCAUCUUCCGAUUGUUCCACGUUGCCUUCGAAUAAAAUUUCAUAUAAUGAAACACUACAUAAAGAGAAAAGAACAAGGGAGAAAGAAGAUAAAAAUUAUUCUGUCAAAUCAGAAUCUAAUAUUAAAGUCCAAAAAAAUAACGACCAAAAAGAUAAUGAUAUGCAAUCAUCGAAAAAUUCAAUUAAGUCCGAUGAAAAGGAAGCAGUAAAUAUUCAUAAAAAAAUUCAGAAAAGUCAGCAACCACCAAAAGCUACAAGAAAACAAAAGUUUGUGGUGUCUCUGUUGUUGUGUCAUGUUGCGCUACAAUUUUUUUUACCAUAUUCGCAUUUUAUAUCAAAGGGUUACAACAAUUGGGUACCUGGUUUAUACGGUUAUUCUUGGGAUAUGAUGAUUCAUGCCUGGGAUACUAUACUGGUAGUGAUCAAAGUGCAUGAUAACGAGAAUAACGAAGUUCGAUAUCUAGAUCCUGAAGCAUGGGUUCAAGGAAAUCGAUGGGUGAGACAUGGGGACAUGGCAAUUCAAUAUUCGCAAUGCUUAAAGAAUAAUCUAAUGCGUCGAAAAGAGGAAACAUUAAAUAGCCAUUAUCGAAUUGAGGAUAAAGAAAAAUGGAUGAGACUGUCCACAAAUUUAAGCAUUUACUUGGAUGUGUGGUGCUCGCUAAACAGCAGAUUUCAACAGAGAAUAUUUGACCCAAACGUCGAUAUGUUGACGGUCGAUUGGCAUCCUCUUAAACCUAUUUCAUUUCUGAUGCCAUUACUCACGCGAUAUAAUUCAUAUCGAUAUAAAUUGGACGAAAUUCAACAGCACGUAUACACCUGGUCGAAUUAUACGGAUGUGUUAUUCGUAGCAGAUUUUCCAGGCAUGUAUUUGGAAAAUUAUAUAUCCACUGAUUUUGCGAAUGUCUCUCUGACUGUGUUAGAAGGUGAAGUAACGUAUAACGAGGAAGAAUCAGCAAGUACGAUUACCGUAUCAAAGGAAAAAUCAAUUCCCGUAAAAACAGGAAUAUUUCAUCGAAUAAAGACUACGAGUUCCUAUCCGGCGUGCUACAUGUAUACUUACACCAAUCAAACGAAGGAGCAAUUGGAUAGCGAUAGCAAAAAACUUCCUCCAGUAGAAAACACGCUGCCGUUGUUAAAAGAAAUUAAUCAUAAGAUCACUGCAUGGACAAGAACGUUCGAUCAUAUAGCAAAUGCUUUUUUCAAUUUGGUAUAUGACGUUCCUAUGGUGCGACGAGUGCGCGUUAACAAAUAAUGAGCAUUAAUAAUUAGUGUGAGAAAAAAUUGUAUUCUUAGUAUUUUUUUUAAAUUUCAUUUAUGUUGAGUUAAUUUAUAUAAAAUUUAAUUACCAACAAAUUCAGUAAUAUAGAAAUUUGACAGAUCUCCAAUAAAAAAUUUAUCAGGAGAAAUUAAAUUUAUACUGAAGUAUAUGCAGUUUAUAAAUACAGUACAAUUUCAUACAGUUGAUAAGUAUUUAUUAUAAAAACUUUUGUAUAGUAUAUUAUAAAAUAUUUCUAAUUAAUUAUGAUAACCAUCACCUCGUCGGUGUGAUAACUCUUCAAUAACAGUAGAAAAAGAAAGAGAAAACUCUCUUUCUUUAUUUAUAUACAUUCAUAAAUAUUUAUGUAUAUAUAUAUAUAUAUAUACAGGGUGGUCCUCGAUAUUUAAAUCAGUUACGAUAAUUUAACAAAAAUGAUAAAUAGAAAUUUAUUAAUUUCUAACC